This is a messenger RNA of Metschnikowia bicuspidata var. bicuspidata NRRL YB-4993, 2570 nucleotides long. RefSeq lists its product as uncharacterized. Bases 392 to 2239 code for a protein of 615 amino acids. Gene Ontology annotation, molecular function: protein-arginine omega-N symmetric methyltransferase activity. Gene Ontology annotation, cellular component: mitochondrion. Lineage: Eukaryota; Fungi; Ascomycota; Pichiomycetes; Serinales; Metschnikowiaceae. The transcript has a single exon. The record is from RefSeq and is a predicted model, not a curated record.
AAGUGGAGUAGACCCGCUGGCGGCUGGCAGGUUCGAAGCCGUGACGAGGGCGCUUGCAAUUGCACCGGGCCCGAUAUGUAGAGCCAGCAGAAGCCAGUGCCCGGGCCACCAGGCACCACGGGCUCCAGCGCCCGCACGUGCUGUUUCGGCCCACCCCACGGAAAAGCCGCUUGGACCCGCCAGACGCUCUUUUUGUCAUUUCCGCCAGCACAGCAGUGAGUAUACGCCGAUCCGCGGGCAGCAGGCGCCGUGCCGAAUUUUCGGGCCCGCUCGCCGGCCUUGCUCACAGGCUUGCAGAUUCGCACGGUGCGCCCAUCCAUACGGGCCAUCUCAGAACAAACCGCCCCAGAGUUCUCACGCACCAACGCCCAGCGACUUCCGCCAGGACAACAUGCUUCGACAGGGCAGGCACGCGACUCUCAAGCGGGGGCUUUUCCAGAGGCUCGCCAAGGGCCCGUUGAAGGAGGAACACGACACGCGGCACCACGAGUACUCCAUCACGCCCGAGACUUUUGCGUUCAAGGCCAACCACGACGUGCAAGUGCUGCGGCCCGGGGCCCUUUCGGGACGUUUGCGGAGCAUCAACGGCGCGGCCGGGCCCGCACAAACGGAGCCCCCGGCCCACCCGCUCCAGGCAGCAGGGGCCUCGGUGAACAUCUUGGACAGGAUGUUCCGGGGUGCCACCAACUACCCGUUCCAGGACCAGCGGCCACAGGAGGUUUUCGACCGGUACCCGCAGACCAACUCGGCGCGGAUGGCGCGGGCCAGGCACCGGCCCCGCAAGACCAAGAUGCUCGUGUCGGACUUUAUCGAGGACUCGCUAUACAACCCGCACUACGGGUACUUUUCCAAGGAGGUGGAGAUCUUCCACAACGACACGCCGUUUGACUACAACAACAUCCAGGACGUGGACCAGUUCAUGGACGAGUGGAAGAACGCGUACUCGCGCUACGACGCGGGCCCCGCCGCCCCGGGGUUCUCGGAGCACGCGGCCGGCGACCCGGCGGCGACGCAGCUUGCCGUUUUCGACAAGGAGCCCCUGCUUUCCCCCAAGCCCACGGACUCGCGGAUGGCCAAGUACGCCAAGAUCGUGCGCACGCAGGACGUCGUGGCCGCCGGCCGUCCGGAGUCCCAGAAGUCGCUCCAGUUGUGGCACACGCCGACCGAGCUCUUCUCGCCCUACUACGGCGAGGCCUUGGCGCGCCACAUCAUCGUCAACUACAAGCUCAACGGCUGCUACCCGUACGAGGACUUGGUCAUCUACGAGAUGGGAGGCGGGAACGGCACGUUGAUGUGCAACAUCAUGAGCUACAUCAAGGCCACCGAGCCGGACAUCUACACGCGCACGCAGUACAAGAUCAUCGAGAUCUCGUCGCAGUUGGCGGCCAAGCAGUUUUCGCAGGCGCUCACGGAACGCUUGGUCUCGCGCGGCUUGGACUCGCGCAAGCUAGAGAUCAUCAACAAGUCCAUCUUCAAGUGGGACAACACCGUCGACCAGCCGUGCUUCUUCAUUGCCUUGGAGGUCUUCGACAACUUUGCGCACGACGUGGUGCGCUACGACAUCUCCACCGGCGAGCCCUACGAGGGCCAUGUGCUCAUUGACAGCGAGGGCGACUUUUACCAGUUCUACACGCCGCAAUUGAGCCACUACACCGAGGCCUUCUUGCAGUUGCGGGAGAACGGCGACUUCCCCAUCUUGCCGCAAGUGGACAGUUUCCAGGGCACCCUCAAGAGGUUGCAGAGCGUGGUGCCUUUUGUCACCGACAAGGACAAGAUCCACCCGCUCCUUCACUCCACACGCAAGUUGGCGUGGGCCAACCGGCUCUUCCCCUUGAAGGACAACUUGAGCCCAGGCGAGUUCAUCCCAACAAGGCUCUUGCAAUUUUUCCAGAUCCUCAAGUACCGCUUCCCCAACCAUUCCUUGAUCUGCUCAGACUUCCACAGCUUGACAAACGCCAUUCCGGGCUAUUACAAUGCGCCCGUGGUCCAGACGGUGAUCCAGGACAAAAUGGUCGACGUGUCCACGCACUUGUGCCACCAGGGCUACUUUGACAUCAUGUUCCCCACCGACUUCAGUCUUGCCUGUGAUUUGUAUAGGAAGUGCACGGGCAAGUUGGCCAAGGUCGAGCUGCACCGCGACUUCCUCCACCAGUGGGCUGAUAUCGAGGCAACCACUACCAAGAAGGGCGACAACCCCAUGUUGGACUUCUACAAAAAUGUGAGCUUCAUGACCAGCUGAACGGCACCUGUAUAUAUGCGAAUUCCGAUCUUCAUUCACUAAAUAAGGCCAAUUGUAGCUUGGGGUUUUUACAAAAGAGCUGCCCAAUGCCGACCCGCAACAUAGGGCUCUUUGGUCGCCAAAACUUUGCUUGAGAAGAUCCCUUGAUUUGUAAAUCUACCGAUAGACCCGACCAAUCGCGUGGUAAGCAAAUUGGCCACCGGCUCUUCACCACCCAUUAAGCAGGAAUAGAUGCCACUGGUUUGACUUCACCCACGAUGUAUUAAGGGAUAUCAAUCAACCGGCUCACUCAGUCCAUCCGUGUAUAAGAGCUUUGAUUUUGUAGUACCCG